AUGAAUAGUGCGGAUCCCUAUAGUUAUUUACUUACCUUUCAUCCCGACAUUACUGAUAAUUUCUCCGCACUAGUAGCUUCCAUGAAACUCCACGCAGCGACUCCCAAGCUUGAAUUACCGACAUUUUCUCCCACGACGUCCAUCGAUGAUGCCGUCUCUUCUUUAGAGACGUGUCUUGCUUCCGUCAAACGUGCUGAAGUGACACGUAAGAACUUUUUAUCAGCGAUCAAUCAGACUAUUGCGUCUCUCAAAGACAUCAACUUCUUAUUAACUGAGACCAAGCGGCAGUGUAUCUCCGACGGUCUUAAAAACGACGCCUUUAACGACUCCGUCGUCGACGCUUUAAUCCAAAAAGAGCGCCAGCGCUAUGAAGAAGAAGUGAAGACCAAUGUCUUUCGCAAGGCCCAGCUCGAGAUGAUUUAUUUACAGAAGGAGACGGCGCUCUCUGAAAAGCGUGUGUCCCAUCUCCCUUUCAAGUCCGAAGACUCCAAACUCGAUGCUCUUGUGAAGACCGACGACCUUGAAAAUCCCGACUUGAACGACUUCUCAAUUCCACUUGAAUUAGACAAAGCAGAGCUUUCCAGUGUCUCCCAGUCGUCCAAAAAAGUCGAUUUCAAAAAAUUUGAUAAAAUUGAAAAAAUCGAGGCGCUCGAGAAAGUCGCGAAGCGGCGCCCCCGUAGACUCUCCGCUAACGUCAAUCGGAAGCCGCGAGAGUUGAAGACAACGUCGGCGUACGACAACAGUUUGAUAUCGGUAGAACAUCGACAACAGAUCACCGCGUGGUGUUCGAAGUGCGUUGGGGAUGUCAUAUUUGAUAGUAAUAUAGACGCUAUAGGAAAGGGAAGUAAAGCAUUCAAUCAAAGAGUCUUUCAUAGAGAAAAUGGAAUUGCUCUUUUCAUCUUCGACGACGAGAAGAACAUCUUUGGGUGCGUUGUGACUAAGAGCAUCGAGUCGGAGGAUAUCACUGUGGAGGACGAAAACGCUUUUGUCUUCUCGUUGAUGAGGAACGGAGAGAAGUGCGCUAAAAAGUUCAUGAUCAAAAAAGAAGAAGCAAAGAACGCGAUCUUUGUUGGGAAAAAAAUGAACGUCGGACUCUUCUCUGUGGGAAAUGACGAUAUCAGAAUUAACAGAAAAUUCCACGAAAAUACUGUCUCGUUCUGCGCUCAAAACGCUUUCGACUACGGAGAAGAAAAGGAGGCACUCUGCGGAAAGGUAAUCCCUAACUACUUCGCACUACAAAGACUCGUCAUCGCAGAACUUAAAUAA
This is a messenger RNA of Entamoeba invadens IP1, 1266 nucleotides long. RefSeq lists its product as hypothetical. The transcript has a single exon. NCBI's taxonomy places the organism in Eukaryota, Evosea, Mastigamoebida, Endamoebidae. The record is from RefSeq and is a predicted model, not a curated record. Bases 1 to 1266 code for a protein of 421 amino acids.